Messenger RNA from Daktulosphaira vitifoliae (grape phylloxera), 1127 nucleotides. RefSeq names its product dynein regulatory complex protein 8-like. Lineage: Eukaryota; Metazoa; Arthropoda; Insecta; Hemiptera; Phylloxeridae. The coding region runs from base 214 to 843 and encodes 209 amino acids. The transcript has 4 exons. Gene Ontology annotation, molecular function: calcium ion binding. The record is from RefSeq and is a predicted model, not a curated record.
UAAGUUUUUUUCAUUUUAUUUUCUAAGGUAGUUUUGUGUUAGAAUAACUUAGUUUCGUUUCGCUUCAGGAUAUUAGUUUGAUCAAUAUUUCAGUGCACUAAAUUUGUAUAGAAAAAAACAAACGCAUUAAAUCGUUUUUUCUUUUAACAAAAUAAAUAGUGAUUAAUGUUUUGCGCAUAUUUAAAUAUUUAGCCUAUUUAAAUUUGCUGGACUAUGUCGUUACCAAACUGUGGCGGUAAUGAUGAAAAUGUUACCCCAAGCUCUAUUAUAAAAAACAACGAUGAGCAAAUAAAUCCCAUGACGGCAUCCACUACAACGGCUACUAUUGCGGAUGCUUUUGACAUAUUCGAUCACAGCGGUAAUCGAACUAUCGAUGUCCGAGAAUUGGGUACUGUGCUUCGGUAUCUCGGAUACGUGCCUUCACAAGCCGAUUUGAGGGAACUUGCAGUAAACGUUGAAGAUCACGAAGUUACAGGUACUGUUCAUCUUGCAGCAUUUUUACCAUAUGUUGAAAAUGCCAUAAGUGAAUAUAAAUACCAGCCGGCGUCAGCUACAGAGCUUUUAAAUGCCUUCCGUGCAUUAGACCCUGAAAAGACUGGUAUGAUUAGUCGCGAAUGUAUGGAAUCUGCUCUUCGACAUGACGGUGAACCUUUUGAAGACGAGGAAAUAGAAGAAAUGAUGUCUGUUGCAGCAAUUGAAACGGCAACCGGUGAAACUGUAAUACCUUAUGAAGUGUAUAUUAAUAAAAUAUUGGUGACAAAAUGGGAUUCUGAGCAGUAUAAACACACUUACAACAAUACUGUUACACCGAUAAAUAUGGCACAGAGAAAAAAUAACAUGUGAAAAUUUUAGUAAACAGAUUACAUAUCAACUUUAAUACACGAAAAUCAACUAUUGAUAAAAUUAAUUCGUUUUUUCAUAAUAUUAUACUGUCUUUACAUUAUUUAUUUAACAAACAUUUCUUGUAUUUUUUAUAAAUAGUGAAUAAACCCUUAAAUUUCGAAAAAAAUUAAUGUCAAUUUUUAACUUAAAUUAUUUGCAAUAUAUUCUAUUUUAUCUUAUGAUGUAUAUAAAACAGUGAACCACAAUGAUGAUUUUAAAAAAUAUAUAUUACACUAAACAUGAGA